AUGGUUAUCCUCAAGGUUAAAAAGGAUAUAGACUACUUGAUCUUCAUACAAAUCGGAUUUCCAUCUCUCGAAAUUCUUGAUGCCUCGAAGAAUUGGUCUAUUCAGCAGCUUGACAUUAGCAAUGAUUUCCUGAAUGGAGACCUAGACGAGGAGAUAUACAUGACGAUCCCUCAAGGUUAUGAAGAACUAACGGGUAGAGUUGCUCCUUCUGAUCAUUCAUUGUUUGUUAAGAGAUCGGAGAAGAUCUUUGUCGCAGCUCUUGUCUACGUGGAUGAUAUUUUGAUUGUUGGCAAUGAUGAAGCAGCCAUCGAGAAUUUCAAAGACAUUCUCAAAGGAGCUUUCAAACUCCGAGAUCUUGGUACGGCGAAGUAUUUCCUUGGCUUUGAGAUUGCAAGGAAUGACAGUGGGAUUUCUAUUAAUCAGAGGAAAUACACUUUAAAACUACUUCAAGAUGCAGGAUACCUUGGUUGUAAACCAGUUUUGGUUCCGAUGGAACCAAACUCGAAGCUCUCAGAUUCUUCAGGAGCUCUUCUCUCAGACCCGUCAGUAUAUCGGAAGAUAGUUGGGAAGCUAUUGUACCUGACGCAUACACGCCCUGACAUUACCUAUGCGGUGCACAAGUUGAGCCAGUUUAUGUCUGCUCCUCGUCAGGAUCAUCUUACCGCAGCUCAACAGGUUCUCAGAUAUUUGAAGAAUGAUUUAGCUCAAGGGAUGUUCUAUCCUGCUUCUUCCUCAGUUCACUUGACAGCAUUUUGUGAUGCUGAUUGGGCGUCUUGCCCUGAUUCUCGUCGUUCCACGACUGGGUAUUGUGUGUUCUUAGGCGAUUCUCUUAUCUCUUGGAGGGCAAAAAAACAACACACAUUUUCUCGUAGCAGUUCUGAAGCUGAGUACCGGUCGAUGGCAGAUACGACGUGUGAAUUGAUAUGGCUUGCUGUUCUGCUUCGUGAUCUGCAUUGUCCACUUACAGGUCCAGCUACACUAUUCUGUGACAAUCAAUAUGCACUUCACGUUGCAUCCAAUCCUGUCUUUCAUGAGAGGACAAAACAUAUCGAGAUAGAUUGCCACGUUGUUCGGGAGAAGUUGCUCAGUGGUUUCUUGAAAAUUAUGCAUGUGAGAUCAGAAAAUCAGCUUGCAGAUAUUCUCACCAAGACGGUGCAACCGGCUGUGUUCAAGCAGCUUAUACUCAAGAUGGGUCUUCAUCACUUGUUCAUUCCAUCUUAA
Brassica oleracea var. oleracea is the source of this 1221-nucleotide messenger RNA. RefSeq lists its product as uncharacterized. Lineage: Eukaryota; Viridiplantae; Streptophyta; Magnoliopsida; Brassicales; Brassicaceae. The record is from RefSeq and is a predicted model, not a curated record. The transcript has 3 exons. The coding region runs from base 1 to 1221 and encodes 406 amino acids.